CAAUAAAACACGUUGUUAAUCCCGCUGAUGAGUGGUGUGUUAUCAUUUUUUAUUUUUCCGUUCCUCUUUGAUGUUAUAAUUGUUUUUUUUUUUCUUUUCAUCAAAUCGCUUUCUCAUCCUUCACACUCGCGCGAUCAGUCCUUGUCGUUAUCAGCGUCAUUUCGCGAAUUGCUUCCGAACCGUGCGGAAGCUGGUGAAGACUUUCUUAUUACUUUUACUUACUAUAGCCAUUACAGUAUCCUAUUGGUAGUGAAAGAAGUGCACAUUAGUGUCGAUACCAGUAACAUAUCGCGGAUGAGAUGGCCGCUUGCCUUCGAUAUCUGCCUUUCCGGUUCAUGCUGCUGCUAGCGCUGAUUACACAAUCGCAUGCUGUCUGGCGACAGUCCAGCGGUCAACCAGUUUACGCCAACCACCGGCAAGUGCAAUCUACGGAAGUCAGUUGUGACGAGUUAUUCACGAUAAAUCGUGAAAGCUACUACCAAAAGCGAUACGAGGGAACGCUGCUACUGAGAAGUGACGUCACGUUACGAGAUGUCGAGAUAGACCUUCGAUUCGAUCGGGAUGUUGAUCUUCUGGUGAACUACUUUGGAACAUCCAGAAGUACCAACAGUCGAGACUUCCACAUAUCGAAGCAGGACCAUACGUUAUUCGCUGCAGCGACCCUGAACCUUACGUUAGAAGUUAGCUUUUCGACAACUUCACAACCUUUGCUGGAGGAAGUUCGUCUGAACGGGCUGCUCCAAUGCCCCUUGAAACCAUCCCUCCGUACAAGCGCACAAACUAUUGAUACGGCUCCAGCGUACCGGUAUCCUCCGACAAGCUGGAACCUAGGUAUCAAUCAGCCAGAGUAUGGCAAGGCUGUUCCACUGGUACGAUCGACUCCAAGCGAUAGUGAUUUUUCCGCGAUGUACAUCACUACUCAAUUGCACUCAACCACGACUCGCCCGACCGUUCCGAGAAACUUCACGGACAAUCGAGAAAACCGCUUCAAUUCUUCCUGUCAGGCGAUGGGUUCGAAUAUUGUGAUCACUCCGGGCCGAUGGGACGGCAUUCUGACGCUGAAUAGCGAUGUCAAGGUGGACCAGGUUCUCAUCGAAAUUGUGUUUGAUGGGCCGAUCUAUAUACUAGGCAACUCUUUCGGUGAAGUGUACACCGAAGACAACAUUCGAUUCUCAAUUGAAAACAGCAGUCUCAUUCUGGCGGCGGAUUCUGAGGUGCAGCUGCUUUUCUUCAUUAAAUUCAACGAAAUGGGAAGAGUUCCGGAUGUUCGGGAGGUUAACUUCAAUGGAAGAGACGUUUGCCGGCAGCGACGCAGGAGAGUUCUAGCGGAAAUCGAAUCCCCGCACGGAGUUUUCGGAUCGAGACCCUCUUCGGUUACGGAUGAAACACUUAGAAGCACUACAUCUGAUCCCGAAUCGAUGGAGGAUUACGAUGAGAACGAAUGUGCCACAAUUUAUCCAUCGAACGAGCACAAAGUAUCUUCCAGGAUCAUCGGUGGGAUAUCGGCGAGAAAUGGGGAGCUUCCAUGGCAUGUGGCGAUUUUCUAUGAUGACCAAUAUCAAUGUGGAGGCAGCAUCGUAUCCCAACGGAGCAUUCUGACAGCGGCCCACUGUCUGACAAAAGAGAACAGCAACGAAACGCUGCAGUUUGACCUUCUAAAAGUUUAUAUCGGUAUCGUAGACCUGAACCUGGUGGACGACUAUUUCUAUCAUGGCGUGUCGGAUAUACUGAUCCAUCAAGACUACAAUGCCGCUCAGCACACGACGGACAUCGGAAUUCUGAAACUUAAAAAGGAUAUCAUUUUCAACAGUUUUAUAAAACCGGUUUGUCUGUACCGAAAUACGACCGACAUCAGUGCGUUUUAUUCCCGCUACGGAAAAGUUGCCGGAUGGGGAUUCAAUAGGAAUGGAGUCGUUACUAAGGUACUGAAUUAUCUGGAUAUGCCGGUGGUAUCUCAAAAGAAAUGCUCUCAAACGAACGUGCAGUACAACACAAUUCUAGCGCAAGGCGAAUCGUUUUGUGCCGGCCAUUCGGAUGGAAACUCGGUUUGCAACGGGGACAGCGGAGGAGGUCUGGUAUUCGUCGAUAACUAUCGAUACUAUCUAAGAGGGAUUGUAUCCAUAAGUGCCCAGAAGCGUAAUCAGCUCAUGUGUGACCCCAACCGGUAUUCGGUGUUUACAGAUGUUUCUAAGUUUCUUAAAUGGAUACGGAGAAAUAUAGAAUAGCUACAGUACGUAUUCCGUA
This is a messenger RNA of Malaya genurostris, 2244 nucleotides long. Its product is annotated as transmembrane protease serine 11B-like protein. Gene Ontology annotation, biological process: proteolysis. The transcript is spliced from 8 exons. Lineage: Eukaryota; Metazoa; Arthropoda; Insecta; Diptera; Culicidae. Bases 300 to 2225 code for a protein of 641 amino acids. Gene Ontology annotation, molecular function: serine-type endopeptidase activity. The record is from RefSeq and is a predicted model, not a curated record.